CCAUUCAGCAACAUGGCUGAGGAUAGUUCAAGAGCUUUUGUUAAAGACGUCAAGCGUAUCGUCAUUAAGGUUGGGACUGCUGUUGUUACUCGAAAUGAUGGACGAUUAGCACUUGGAAGAUUAGGAGCACUAUGUGAGCAGAUAAAAGAAUUGAACUCUCAAGGAUAUGAGAUCAUUUUGGUGUCAUCAGGUGCUGUUGGCUUAGGUCGCCAAAGGCUUAGAUACAGGAGACUAGUCAACAGCAGUUUUGCUGAUCUUCAGAAGCCACAAGUAGAACUUGAUGGGAAGGCAUGUGCAGCCGUUGGACAAAAUAGUCUUAUGGCUUUGUAUGAUACAUUGUUCAGUGAGCUGGAUAUUUCAUCAGCUCAACUUCUUGUAACAGACAGUGAUUUUAGAGAUAGAGAUUUUAGAAAGCAACUAAAUGAGACAGUGAAGUCUUUAUUAUCGUUGAAAGUUAUUCCUAUAUUUAAUGAAAACGAUGCUGUCAGUACCAGGAAAGCUCCAUACGAGGAUUCUUCUGGUAUAUUUUGGGACAAUGACAGUUUAGCGGCUCUACUCGCUUUGGAGCUAAAAGCUGAUCUUCUUGUUUUAUUGAGUGAUGUUGAGGGUCUUUACAGUGGCCCUCCAAGUGAUCCAAAAUCAAAGCUAAUCCACACAUAUGUUAAAGAAAAGCAUCAGGGUGAGAUUACCUUUGGAGACAAGUCAAGGGUAGGUAGAGGGGGUAUGACUGCAAAAGUAAAAGCUGCUGUCAAUGCAGCUUAUGCUGGCAUUCCUGUUGUUAUCACCAGUGGAAGUGCUCCUGAGAACAUAAUAAGAGUCCUUCAAGGUCAACGAAUUGGUACUCUCUUUCACCAGGAUGCACAUUUGUGGGAACCAACUAAAGAAGUUGGUGCCCGUGAAAUGGCAGUUGCAGCAAGAGACAGUUCCAGACGACUUCAGGCAUUGUCUUCACAAGAGCGAAAAAAGAUUUUAUUAGACAUAGCUGAUGCCUUUGAAGCAAAUGAAAAAUUGAUCACUGUUGAGAAUGAAGCUGAUGUAGCUGCUGCACAACAGGCUGGAUAUGAGAAAUCCUUGAUAUCUCGACUAGCUCUGAAGCCUGGAAAGAUUGCAAGCCUUGCAAAGUCAAUUCGUGUGCUUGCGAACAUGGAAGACCCAAUCGGCCGUGUUUUGAAGAAAACACAGCUUGCAGAUGGACUUAUUUUAGAGAAAACCUCAAGUCCUUUGGGUGUUCUUUUGAUUGUUUUUGAAUCUCGACCUGAUGCGCUUGUACAGAUAGCCUCAUUAGCUAUCCGAAGUGGUAACGGGCUCCUUUUGAAAGGGGGAAAGGAGGCCAAGCGGUCCAAUGCUAUUUUGCAUAAGGUAAUAACUGAAGCCAUUCCAGACAUUGUUGGGGGUAAAGUUAUUGGACUUGUAACUUCAAGAGAUGAGAUUCCUGAUCUUUUAAAGCUUGAUGACGUUAUUGAUCUUGUGAUCCCACGAGGCAGCAACAAGCUUGUUUCCCAAAUCAAGAGUUCAACCAAAAUUCCUGUUCUUGGUCAUGCAGAUGGAAUUUGCCAUGUAUAUGUUGAUAAGUCUGCUAAUAUGGAUAUGGCAAAGCGGGUUGUUUUGGAUGCAAAAAUAGAUUACCCAGCUGCUUGCAAUGCAAUGGAAACUCUUCUUGUACACAAAGAUUUAGUGACAAAUGGUGCACUUAAUGAGCUAAUUGUUGAUCUUCGUAUACAAGGUGUUACUUUAUAUGGUGGACCAAGGGCAAGUUUAUUGUUGAAUAUCCCACAAGCACGCUCUUUUCAUCAUGAAUACAAUUCAAUGGAAUGCACUGUUGAAAUAGUGGACGACGUGGCUGCAGCCAUCGAUCACAUCCAUCACCAUGGCAGUGCACACACAGAUUGUAUCAUCACCGAAGACCAAGAAACUGCAGAAAUCUUCUUGUAUCAAGUUGACAGCGCUGCUGUUUUCCACAAUGCAAGCACAAGAUUUUGUGAUGGUGCUCGAUUUGGUCUAGGCGCUGAGGUUGGGAUAAGUACAAGUAGGAUUCACGCUCGGGGUCCGGUUGGAGUUGAAGGAUUGUUAACAACAAGAUGGAUUCUGAAAGGAAGUGGGCAGGUAGUAGAUGGUGAUAAAGGGGUCAUUUACACCCACAAAGACAUACCAAUAAAUUCUUGAAAAUGUAUCAGAAAAUACCCCUAAAAUGCAAAGGGGAAAAUGGCUGAAGCUGCUGAAUUGGUUUCUUGAAGGGGGUUGAAUUGGGAUAAGAGUGUUUUGUCAGGGUGUUAAUUGUUAUACUAUAAUAUUGUGAAAUUAUUGCUAAUGCUUUAUGUUUUUAAAUUAGGAAGUAGAUUCUUUUCUUUUCAAGUGUGAUAAUUAGAAUUUAGGAUUUGAGUAAUUUGUGUCAGGAGAAUUUGAGUAGAAAAAUAAGAAUGUUAGAAGUGUUCUGAUGUAAUUUUAUUUCUGUUAUAAUGCAAAAGCAUUUGAAUUUGGAA
Molecule: messenger RNA, 2480 nt
Organism: Gossypium arboreum
Lineage: Eukaryota; Viridiplantae; Streptophyta; Magnoliopsida; Malvales; Malvaceae
Product: delta-1-pyrroline-5-carboxylate synthase
Cellular component (GO): cytoplasm
Molecular function (GO): glutamate-5-semialdehyde dehydrogenase (NADP+) activity; ATP binding; glutamate 5-kinase activity
Source: RefSeq, marked provisional